This is a messenger RNA of Labrus bergylta (ballan wrasse), 1715 nucleotides long. It is a transcript of the gene mettl15, whose product is annotated as methyltransferase 15, mitochondrial 12S rRNA N4-cytidine. NCBI's taxonomy places the organism in Eukaryota, Metazoa, Chordata, Actinopteri, Labriformes, Labridae. Gene Ontology annotation, biological process: rRNA base methylation. The record is from RefSeq and is a predicted model, not a curated record. Gene Ontology annotation, molecular function: rRNA (cytosine-N4-)-methyltransferase activity.
GAGUAACGUAACGGAGUGACGCAGCGGACGUGCGGCCACAGAAGGCGGGGCUUCUCUCUGCUGCUCUACGAUCAUUAUAAGGAUAAUGACUUUCCUCAUGUCCUUGCACUCCAACCCAGUGCUUCGGAAAACAAAUCUGGCUGUGUGGAGAGCAUGCUGGAGGUCAUGGAAGUCAAGAUUGCACUCUUCUACAGUUUGUACAUCUUCUGGUCCUGGUCCACUAAACGGACCUGAAGAAGUGUCGCCUGUUUCACAUGAAAAUGCUCCUCACAAUCCUGUCAUGCUUAGAGAGGUGCUUCAAUACUUAGACAUCCAACACGGUCAGGUGGUCCUGGACAUGACAUUUGGAGGUGGUGGUCAUACCAAAGCGAUUCUGAAUUUGGUUCCUGAAGUCACCGUCCUGGCUUUAGACCGGGAUCCCACGGCCAUUUCUCUGGCAGAGCAGCUAGCCAAGGAACACACUGGUCGUGUGAAACCCUUACUUGGCAGAUUCAGCAAGCUUGAAGCCCUGCUGUCUGAAAUGAACAUGAAGCCAGGCAGCGUGGAUGCUGUCCUGCUGGACGCUGGCUGCUCCUCCAUGCAGAUGGAUCAGGCCGACAGAGGCUUUUCCCUCAGUAAGGACGGGCCUCUGGAUAUGAGAAUGGAUGGAGAGAGGUACCCCGACAUGCCCUGCGCUGCUGACGUUGUGAAUACCUUAGAUCAACAGGCUCUUGCAUCCAUCCUCACUGCAUAUGGGGAAGAAAGACACGCCUGGAAAAUAGCUUCAGCCAUUGUGGAGGCACGUCGUGUCAACCCCAUCACCCGGACGCAGCAGCUGGCCAGCGUGGUGGCAGGAUCACUUCCUGCAGCUGUUGUCUAUGCACGUAAAGACCGGCUCCACCGACCUGCACAUGUGGCCACUAAGACAUUCCAAGCUCUGCGUAUCUUAGUGAACGAUGAACUGAACGAACUCCACGCAGGGCUGUGUGCCGCCCGGGCAGCACUAAGACCUGGAGGACGUCUCUGCGUGAUCACCUUUCAUUCUCUAGAAGACAGACUGGUCAAACGUUUCCUUCAAGGAGAAGACUUGUCUAAUCUGGACCAGUAUCACUUUAGCCCGAGGAAGGGGGGGAAGGGAAAGAUGUUGGAUGAAAAAAGAGAUGGUGGGAGUUUGUAUUGGCGUCCUCUGCGAAGAAAAGUGAUCACCCCAGAGAGGGAAGAUGUCAAAGACAAUCCUAGAGGACGCUCUGCUAAACUCAGGGCAGCUCUCAGGUGUUAAUUUAUGUACGAGAAUCUUUUUUUCUUUAAAUGUUUGAGUUGUUUUUUUUUUUUGACAUCCAGAGUAUUUUUUAACUAUUACUACUAUUAUUAUUCAACAAUAGUUACGUAAAGGCUUUAGAUUAAGUUACAUAGAUAAACUUGUACUGUAUUUAUGUCUUUUUAUUCUUGCCUUUAAAUGUACUUCUGUUCCAGUCAUAUGCUCCAAACAUCAGCUGCCUAUGGCAGUGGCUGGUGGCUGGUUUUUAUUUAAAAAAAAGUAUGAUUGUAUAGUAACGGGUGGAGAAAAUGACCCCACUUCUCAUUUGAUCAUUUAGCUUCUUUAACAUAUAACUAACGAUUUAAAAUUGAUGAUACUGGGACACUGGUGGUGCGGUGGUUGGUGUGCACGCCCCAUGUAUAGAGGCUGUAGUCCUCCAAGCGGGCGGCCCAGGUUCAAAUCCUACCUGUGGCUCCUU